Messenger RNA from Magnolia sinica, 967 nucleotides. RefSeq lists its product as uncharacterized. The transcript has 7 exons. The coding region runs from base 233 to 733 and encodes 166 amino acids. Lineage: Eukaryota; Viridiplantae; Streptophyta; Magnoliopsida; Magnoliales; Magnoliaceae. The record is from RefSeq and is a predicted model, not a curated record.
CUUUUCAUGUGAAACUAAUCGAUGGCAGGAAGAGAAGUUCGAGAAUACACAAAUCUCACCGACCCCAAAGAUAAGAAAUGGGGAAAAGGAAAGGAUAAGAUCGAUGAUGAAGACGUCACUUUCCAGCGUAUGGUGGCCAAGAUUGUUGGUGGAGAAAUUGAAGAUCUAAAGGUUCGUGGACCGGAACCCUCGAGGGAUAUGGCUUCUCCUACGGGGUGUUUGAUGCAAGCAGAUGCAGGAGGUUGCGGGAGAACGGGGAGGUUACCUUCACGGGCGAGGCGCUUUGGACAGUGAUGACUUGCUCUAUCUCAAGGAACAGAUGGAAGCUGAGGAGGAUGCUGAGCGCCUUCUAAGGCACACUGAGAAACGGGCAUUUGCUGCAUUUAAGAAAGCAGCAACUUUAGCAGAUUCUACGCCUGCAUCAUUGCCUUUGCCCCUACGUAUUGAGCCGAAGACGAAGAGUGGGAUCAGGCAGCAAGAUCUCCUGAAGAACAUAGUAGAGAUCAGACCAAAGCGGCAACGAACUUCAAGCCCAUCUGAUGUCAAUCAAUCAAGCAGCCCAAUAUUCGCUACUCGUGCUUCACCGAAUGGGAAAACCGAGCCAACUUCAGAUAAAGAGAUCUCCACUUCAAGGCCAAUCAAAGGAGGAGAAGCUGAGAGGUCCGAGACUAAACCAGAGAGUGCUGUUAGAAGUAUACUAGGCCUAGCUUAUGAAAGCUCUGAUGAAGAUUGAUUUAAGAAACGAAAAAGGGUAUCCCCUGAACAUUGUAUCUCCUGUCUUCAGAGAUAUAUAUUUUGUUCUUCUUGUGGUCCUUAUAAAUUACGAGAUACCGAUUUUAAGUUCAGAUAAAUCACAUGGAUCUCAUCACCGUUUGGUAUAGCAUUGUUAGGGUAACAUAUACUAUUUUGUUGGUUUUCUGAGACUAACAUGAAACUAAAAUCAAAUGAACUAGUUUCGUCCCUUGAA